Molecule: messenger RNA, 4731 nt
Organism: Orcinus orca (killer whale)
Lineage: Eukaryota; Metazoa; Chordata; Mammalia; Artiodactyla; Delphinidae
Product: zinc finger protein OZF-like
Exons: 3
Coding region: 2468-4147 (559 amino acids)
Biological process (GO): regulation of transcription by RNA polymerase II
Molecular function (GO): RNA polymerase II cis-regulatory region sequence-specific DNA binding; DNA-binding transcription factor activity
Source: RefSeq, a predicted model, not a curated record
ACUUCCUGCGUCGCCAUUGUUGGCAUUCCUUCUGCUGUUGACAGGUCGUUUUCCACUGCCCUUGGGGACCCGAGUGUUGGGUCGUGGCCGUUUUCCAGGCGCCUCCUCGGGACCCGGCCGAGGUGGACAGUGAGGAGGAUGGGACCGGCCUCCAGGCUCCGUACGAGCCGCAGUGUCCUGUAACGUGGUGUCCUGCGUCCCCACGGUCCCUGGAGGCGGCGUUUACACCGUGGGGACAGAGGUCCCGCGUGCAACGGGCGGUGGGAGGCCCCCGGCCUGGGGCUGGGGGUGUAGGGAGCGGCAGAGCCCGCCUGGGUCUGAUGGCGGUGGCGCUGAGGGGCCCGCUGCGGGUGAGUGGAGGGUCCCCGCAGCCCCCACUCACUCGGACCCCUACCCAUGUGGCCCGGGACCCCCGACAGAGGGGAGGGGUUGCUCCCGGACUCUGCCCCUCCAUCUUCGCUACUGGGACCCUGGGGUCACUGAAAGCCCAAGGUGCCGAGUCCUGGCCAGGUUUUUUGUGGAAACGUUCUCAUUCUGGAAUCCAGCGGGAGAAGGCGUGCAAAGCAGUUUCAGGCACAGGGACCAGGAUGUGCACAUGCUUGGCGGUGAAGCUCAGUUGGGAGUGUUCAGGGAACUGAAGGUCUCCCUGUUGCCUGGUGGACAAGAGCUUGGCCUGUCACCUGAGGGUGGCGGGAGCCACGGAAGGUUUGGAGCAGAAGAGGGAGGUGAUCUGACUCAGGUGUUCACAGGCUUCCUCGGGCUGCAGAGUGGAAAACAGACAGGAGAGUGAGAGUGAGGGAAGAGAAAAGGAGGCACACAAGGAUGCUACCUUAAUAUAGCAGUGGCUUGGCCACAGCGGUGACUGGAGUUGGGAGAAGUGGUUGGAGCUUGGAUCUGUCUUUUAAGUUAAGCCAGCCUGAUUUUAGAGAGAGAGAGAGACAGAGAGAGAGAGCGCACAAGGAGGUGGGGAUGUCCCCGUGGGUUUUUGGCCUCAGCGAUUAGAAGGUGGAAGUGCUUCGGCUGAGAUGGGGAAGUUGGUGGGUGGAGUGGUUUCAGGGAAGAUCAGGAGGUGGAUUUUGCAUGUGGAGACUGAGAUGUCCCAGAGACUUCUGAAUGCAGGUCUGAGUUAUGCUGAGGGAUUCCACUUGGAGACAUCCAGUUGGCAGUAGCCAGCCUGUGAAGUGAGGUGGAACUCAGGUGCAGAUUUAGGAGGGAGCGUCUUUAGGGCAUGGUGAUGGAUGCCCCAUGGGGGCAGCUGAGGACUGGGUGGCUCUUCGGGUACCUGGACAGGGGUGGUGGGUGUCACAAAUUCAGGUGAAGGGAGGAGCAGCCACAAAGGAAGGGGUGUGUGGGAGAGGAGGGUCCAGAAGGGGCCCCGGUCGCUGAGGUGGAGGCUGAGGCAUAUUGUAGGUGGAGGUAGAUGACAGCAGGACCGGGGCUGGUGGCUAUUCACCUCUCUAUGGCUCACCAGCCUUUCUUGGCGCCCUCUGUGGGGCCUGUGAGUUUCAGUUAGGAUAGCAGGUUAGCUCAGUGGCAGGCAGGCAACUGGGAGUGUCGCAGGCCUGGGGUGGGAGGUGGUGGGCCUGGACUUUGAGUAUACAUUAGGAAAGAAGAAUACAGUGGCAGGGGAGGUGACAGCAUGCAGAAAGUCAGAGGCCAGGACAUGCCAGAAAUCCAUGUCUGGCCUUGGUGGCUGAGAGUCAAAGGUAGGAAUAGGCCCAGUUGCAGAAACAAUGAAGGAAACUCUGGGUGCCACCCCUGGCAGUUGGAAUUCUUUGAAGUCUGGGUCAGGAAGGGGUACUGGUUGACCUCACCAAGUAGCCAGGCUCUGGACACCAUUUGCACAGUGACAUGUGGGAUGGCUGGGAGAUGCCCGUUGUGUGGGCCAGGGAUGCCCGUUGUGUGGGGUCUGGAGAUGUGCAAUACAAAGCCUGACGUGUGCAUGCAGAGGAGAUGAGUCAGUGGACUGGAAUCUGGUACUGGGGGCCCUGUGGGAGAAAGGGGGCUUCCGGUUUGGUGUUUCUGGGUGGCAGGAUCUGGGGACCCAGGGGAAUUACCUAGCAGGAGGAAGUGGGGCCCUACAUGCCAGGCUAAGGGUUUAGAUGGCAUCUAUCUGUCCACCUGCCUGCUCUUUGAAGGACAGUGGCCGAUGGGACAUGAGGAGACAGCGGCACCCAUGACAUUGCAUCUGGGGGAAGUGGGUGACCUGGAGUGUUUGGGGAGGAUGGUUUAGGGGUCAGAGACUGCCCACCACAGAGGUGGUAUGAUGCAGGGUGAAAGAUCUAGGUCUGUAUGGGCUCAUCUGUGCACUGUUUUUUGUUCGUUUUUCUACCAUCCUUUGGUCUAGCUGACUUAAUUGUCUUCAUCAUGGCAGGGCUGGGGGACCUUUGAGGACAUUGCCGUGUACUUCUCUCAGGAGGAGUGGGGGCUCCUUGACGAGGCUCAGAGGCACCUGUACUGUGAUGUGAUGCUGGAGAACUUGGCACUUGUGGCCUCACUGGAUUAUGGGUGUGGAGCAGAGGCUGAGGAGGCAUCUUAUGAGCAGAGUGUUUAUGUAGCAGUGCUUCAGUCCAGGACCCCCAAGGCAGAUCCAUCCAUCCAGAAGGCCAACACCUGUGAUGUGCAUGACCCAGUGUUAAAAGACAUAUUACACCUGGCUGAGCACCAGGGAAUACAACCCAGGCAGACACUGUACACGUGUGAGACAUGUGGGAGAGGUUUCUGGCUCAGUGCGAACUCUCACAAGCACCAGAAGGAGCACAGUGAAGAGAAACCCUUCACAUGCAGGGAGUGUGCUAAGGCUGUCCUGGACAGCCAUGGCCUCCAGCCCCAGGCCACCUACGGAGAGGGGACAUCACACAGAAGCACCGAGUGUAAGGAGGCCUUACCACCCAGCUCCAUUUGGAAGCAACAGCAGGGAGGCCACGCCUCACAGAAGCCCUUCAAGUGCAGCGACUGCGGACAAGCGUUCCUGAAGGCCUUUGCACUCCUCAACCACCUGAUCACUCACGCCAAAGAGAGACCCUUCAGGUGCCCAGCAGGUGGAAAUGCCCCCAAGGAGAGCUCAACCCUGUUUAAUCACCGAAAAACUCACACUGGAGAAACAUCCCAUGUGUGUAAGGAAUGUGGGAAGGUGUUCAGCCACCUGUUUAGCAUGAGGACGCAUCAGAAAGUUCACACUGGAAAAGCGCAUCUCAGUUGCAGUGAAUGUGGUAAAGUCUUCACCCGCAAACACUCACUCACUCAGCACCAGAGAGUUCACACUGGAGAAAGGCCUUAUGAGUGUGACCAGUGUGGGAAAGCCUUCACUCGUAGCUUCCACGUUGUUCGGCACCAGAAAGUUCACAACACAGAGAGGCCUUAUGAGUGCAGACAGUGUCGGCGAGUCUUUAGCUGUAUCUCCAACUUUGUCGAGCACCAGAAAAUACAUACCGGAGAAAGGCCUUAUGAGUGCAGCGAAUGCGGAAAAGCCUUCGUUAACACCUCCCAUCUUGUCCGGCAUCAGAAAGUUCACAACACAGAAAGGCCUUUUGAGUGCAGUGAAUGUGGAAAAGCCUUCCAGCAAACCUCCAAACUUAUUCUGCAUCAAAGGAGUCAUACUGGAGAAAGACCUUAUAAGUGCAACCAAUGUGGGAAAGCCUUCAGUUGCCCCUCCAACCUCGUUCCACACCAGCGAAUUCACACUGGAGAAAAGCCUUACAAGUGCUCCGAAUGUGGGAAAGCUUUCAGUCAAAGCUCUGCUCUCAUUCAGCAUCAGAAAGUUCACACCAGAGAAAGGCCUUAUGAGUGCACUGAAUGCGGGAAAGCCUUCAGCUACAGCUCUAACCUUGUUAAGCACCAGAAAGUUCACACCGGAAAACGGCCUUAUAAGUGCAGCCAGUGUGGGAAGGCCUUCAGCGAAAGCUCCAUUCUCAGUCAGCACCAGAGAGUUCACACUGGAGAAAAGCCUUAUGCGUGUAACAAAUGCGGAAAAGCUUUCCGCUACAGCUCAAACCUCUCUAAGCACCAGAAGGGUCACACUGGAAAAGAGCCGUCUGAGUGCAGUGGACAUAGGAUCACCUUCAGCCAGAGCUCCAGCCUCCCUCAGCCCAGAAAGGUCACACCAAAGAAAGGCCUUAGGAAUGUGGCAAGAGUGGAUAAGCACUAGUGGGGACCUUCUCCUUGUUCCAUAAAAGGACUCACUCUUGAGAAACUCCUAUGAAAGGAACCUUUGUGAGGAAGCCAUCAGCCAAAAUUUGAAACUUGUGCAUCCCACACCCCUACUGGGAGAUUGGCUGUAGUGCCAGUGGUAAGUGGGAAGCUUGCAGGAGCUAUGCAGCACUUUCUAACCUGUCCAGGUGCUUUGCCAGAUUAUGUCACUGCCAGGUGCCCUCUCACCUCUACCACUUGGCAGAGCCCCACACCAUGUGCCUGUCAUCUCAACAUACUCAGGGAAUGCAGGCUUGUGUUCUCAUUCCCUGGAGGGAGGCAUAAACUUUGGGAGCCCAUUGGGGUGGCCUCAUUUUCCACCUCUCCCCUGUCCCCAGUGGCUCAGGUGUUGCCUUGACAUAGUUCUCUCCAGGAGGAUCUGGAGUCUGACGAUGUCCAGAGGAAGUUUCCUUCUUCAUGGGCAUUGUUGAGUCUACAGAUGAUGCCUGCAGUGAACUGGUCCAGCCUCCAUAUCACCCAGCCUUGGAACUGCCUGCCUGCAGAGUGUGAUAAUAAAGACCUUAUUGCUGAAGCCAUCUUUAA